AUGAAGCCCACUGCUUGGUUCAUCUUUUUUUGUGCUAUAAUAUCUGCACGAGCGAGUGAUAAAUGUGGUGAUAACAUCGUGACUACUGUUACAACGGUUUCGGGAUGUGGGUUAGAGUUGCUGUUCACGAAGCUGGAUGGUUUGCAACAAAAGUUAGAGAAGAUACAGUCCGGAUUGGAUGAACAUCAAGCUACCCAGCAAAAGGUCUUAGCUGCUUUCCAUAGCCUCGAGCAUGAGAUCAGAUACAACAUCAGCCUGCUCCACGAUCGCACUGCGAAAGAUUGUGGGCAACUAACAACACAAACCUCCUUUGCAUCGUGCAAAGAUGUGCCAUCGAAUGUUUCGGGAACAUAUCUGAUCCGCGCGGACAAUGAAAGUGAACCAUUCCCUGUUUGGUGUGAACAAACCAAAUUUGGUGGCGGUUGGAUCGUAUUUCAGCGUCGAUACGACGGAUCUUUGGAUUUUUACCGCAACUGGGAUGAAUACCGCGAAGGAUUCGGCGAUGUGCAAAAGGAGUUCUGGCUCGGUCUGGAGAAACUGCACCAACUCACAUCGGCCCGUAGACAUGAAUUGGUGGUUGAAAUGAAGAAUCUGAACGAAGAUUACGGUUAUGCCCGCUUUACUACGUUCGAAAUUGGAAGUGAAGACGAAGGGUACAGCCUGAAGAAACUUGGGGAAUACAGCGGAAACGCCGGCGAUUCAUUGAAGGAUCACAAAGGGAUGAAGUUCUCUACGAGGGACCGGGAAAAUGAUGAGAAUGAGAAAGAAAACUGUGCCCAAGAGUAUUACGGUGCUUGGUGGUACAAAGCAUGUCACCAGUCGAAUUUGAAUGGCGGCUAUAGGAACUUUGUCAACACAAAAUCGAUGAGUUGGUUUAGUUUUGAUGACUCAUAUCAGGGAAUGAAAUAUUCAAGAAUGAUGAUUCGUCCGAAGAAUUGA
Molecule: messenger RNA, 939 nt
Organism: Anopheles darlingi
Lineage: Eukaryota; Metazoa; Arthropoda; Insecta; Diptera; Culicidae
Product: microfibril-associated glycoprotein 4-like
Exons: 1
Coding region: 1-939 (312 amino acids)
Source: RefSeq, a predicted model, not a curated record